Molecule: messenger RNA, 1773 nt
Organism: Psilocybe cubensis
Lineage: Eukaryota; Fungi; Basidiomycota; Agaricomycetes; Agaricales; Agrocybaceae
Exons: 17
Coding region: 1-1773 (590 amino acids)
Molecular function (GO): ATP binding; ATP-dependent protein folding chaperone
Source: RefSeq, a predicted model, not a curated record
AUGUCCAACUUGUCUCGCAAAAAUCGAUAUCACAAUGCAAAGCUGGUGCUCUGCAUUGACAUCGGCACUACAUUUACAGCGGCAUCGUAUUGCCUGGUACCCCCAACUGACAAAGAAACCAUAAAAUUUCAGGAAAUCAAUCGUUGGCCAAAGCAGAAUCAUCCAGAUGCAAAGGUGCCCUCGAUUAUUUACUACGACAAGGAAGGGAAGCCUCGCCUCCGUGGUGCCGAAAUUGAGGAUGAGGAAUCUAAGAUGGAGGCAGAAAUAUCGGACUGGAGACGGGCGGAAUGGUGGAAGAUGCUACUCCGCCCAUCAUAUUUUUCUUUGCCGGAAGGUUUUUCCGCAGCUGCGUUGCCGCCUCGUGUUACUGUAGAAAAGGCGUUCGAGGAUCAAAUGGCCUAUGUUAUGGAGAACGUACGAAGGUUCAUCAAUACCAUGUACCCUGAUGGCGUAGAUCUUUGGAACACGCUCCAUCAGUCAAUGGUUCUUGUCCUGACGACACCAAAUGGAUGGGAUGGCCUUCAACAGCAUAAAAUGAGAGAGGCCUCUGUAAAGUCUGGAUUGAUAAAGCCUGAGAAACGAAAUUACGUCCGAUUUGUCUCCGAGGGAGAGGCUGCCAUUCAUUACUGCAUAGACAAUACACCAAAAACUUUGUUAAAGAUUGGAUCGACCAUACUAGUAUGCGACAUUGGAGGUGGCACAAUCGACCUCGGAGUUUACAAAUUAGACAAUCUAGAGCCGAUAAGUUUGGCGGAAGUGGGGCCACCGAGCUGCUAUCUCGCGGGCGGAGUAUAUGUCGAUUAUGAGGCAAAAAUAUUCAUUAGAGAUAAACUUUCCGGUUCAAAAUGGGGCACAAACGACGAUAUAGACAAGGCUGCCCAAUGCUUUGAGAAAGGGGUAAAGCGGCUCUUCACUGGAAAAGAAGAUAGUCGUUUCCUCAACCUUAAUGGGAGCAAUGCGUCAGAUGAGUCGAGGGGAAUCGUCCGAGGAAGACUCAAAAUGAAAAGAGCAGAUUUGAUCAAAAUUUUUGAACCUUCAAUCAGGGUAAUCCGUAACGCACUGAUGGAGGCGUUAACCACGUCGACGUCUCGCAUCGAUCAAAUUUUCGUUGUUGGAGGUUUUGCAGAUUCCCCUUACGUAUAUUCUCAAAUCGAGGAAUUUUUCAAAGGCCACAAGAUCCCAGUUUGUAAACCAAAUGAUAUCAUGUCAAAAGCUAUCUCCCAUGGUGGGCUUAGAUGGCACUUCGACUCCGGUGUUCAAGUUAGAAUUGCGAAGCUGCAUUACGGGGCAGAGACGACAGUUCUGUACGAUCCAAAGGAUGCUGAAAUGGUAGGACGAGCCAAAUUUCAAAACUGUCGAGGUGAAUGGCGCGUUAGAAAUGCCUGGAAAACUAUAGUUCCCAAGAAUACCAGAAUAAGAGGCGAAGACGAGCAUAGAGAAAUUUUCCAUAUUGAAUUUGAAGAUCCCUCCGACCUGGAAGUGGAGUUGGAGUUGUUUGCAUAUCGUCUGUUGGAGCCACCUACAUUCCUACGAAACAAAGAUGGCUCACUGGUGGAAGGAAUCAUACACCUUGGAACCGUCAAAGGCAACCUUCGGAGAUGUUACGAGUUUUCAAAACUGAAAGUUUCCAAGGCGGGAAAGCAAUACAAAAUUCUCGAGUAUCAAAUUUGUCUGUACUUUGGCGAUACAGAACUGAAGGCAAAUUUGCGAUGGAAAGAAAAUGGAAAGACCGUGGUUGGCGACGCCAUCAUCUCGUACGAUGUGCAUCUCUGA